Messenger RNA from Cornus florida, 1754 nucleotides. RefSeq names its product beta-glucosidase 12-like. The record is from RefSeq and is a predicted model, not a curated record. The transcript is spliced from 14 exons. NCBI's taxonomy places the organism in Eukaryota, Viridiplantae, Streptophyta, Magnoliopsida, Cornales, Cornaceae. Gene Ontology annotation, biological process: carbohydrate metabolic process. Gene Ontology annotation, molecular function: beta-glucosidase activity. The coding region runs from base 1 to 1521 and encodes 506 amino acids.
AUGGCAAUUCAAGCCCAUGUCCUCUUAGUCCUCCUAGUCAUUGCUGAAGCAGUAGUGACUAGUAGUGCUUUAUCAGUAACUCAUGGUUUAGAUAAGCUCAACCGUAGCAGUUUCCCGGCAGGCUUUGUCUUCGGGGCAGCAUCAUCUGCUUAUCAGAUUGAAGGUGGAGUGGAUAGUAAAGGGAAAAGUAUAUGGGAUACAUUCACACAUAAAUAUCCAGAGAAGAUAAAGGAUGGUAGUAAUGGAGAUGUGGCCGUUGAUUCUUAUCAUCGAUACAAGGAAGAUGUGGCUCUCCUCAAGGAAAUGAAUCUAGAUGCCUAUCGAUUCUCAAUUGCUUGGUCUAGAGUGUUACCAACUGGGAAGCUAAGUGGAGGUGUGAAUGAGGAAGGGAUUCAAUACUACAACAACCUCAUAAAUGAGCUCCUUGCUAAUGGUCUAAAGCCUUAUGUUACUCUCUUUCACUGGGAUCUUCCUCAAGGCUUGGAUACUGAUUAUGGCGGUUUCUUAAGUUCUAAAAUUGUGAAUGAUUUUCAUGACUAUGCAAAGCUUUGCUUUGAGAGAUUUGGUGAUCGAGUGAAAAACUGGGCCACUUUCAAUGAGCCAUGGAGCUAUAGCACUGCUGGUUAUACAUCUGGUGCCUUUGCACCUGGUCGAUGCUCUUCAUGGCUAGAAAACAAUUGCACCGGAGGAGAUUCGGGUAUCGAGCCAUAUAUUGUCACACACAACCAAAUUCUUGCUCAUGCAGCUGCAGUCAGUUUGUACAAAUCCAACUAUCAGGCAUUACAGCGGGGGAAAAUUGGAAUAGUGCUUGUGUCAACAUGGAAUGUGCCAUACUCUAAUUCGACUAACGACCGUCUUGCUUCAUUACGGGCACUUGAUUUCAUGCUAGGAUGGUUUAUGGACCCAUUGAUAAACGGUAACUAUCCACAAACGAUGCGGAGUCUUGUCAGACAACGACUUCCAAGAUUCACUGUCGCAGAAUCCAACAGUGUAAAAGGAUCAUAUGAUUAUAUUGGGUUGAACUACUAUACUGCUUACUAUACAGCACAUUUACUCGGUGCUACACUAAACGUAAGUUACACAACAGAUUCUCGGGCUACUCUCUCAGCUGACAGAAAUGGGACCUUUAUUGGCGAGCCGGCUGGUUCAGAUUGGCUAUAUGUUUAUCCAAGAGGAAUUUGGGAUCUUUUACUCUACAUAAAGAGAAAGUACAAUAAUCCACCAAUUAUGAUUAUGGAGAACGGUGUUGAUGAGGUAAAUAAUGCCACAUUAACAGUCGAGCAAGCCCUCGUCGACAACUUCAGGAUAAAAUACUACCUCCGCCAUCUCUUGUUUGUUAAUAGAGCAGUCAGGGACGGUGUCAAUCUGUUGGGAUAUUUUUCGUGGUCGAUAUUGGACAAUUUUGAAUGGGCUUCAGGCUACACUGUUCGUUUCGGCAUCAAUUAUGUGGAUUACAAUGAUGGGUUGAAAAGAUAUAAGAAAAACUCAGCUAGAUGGUUCGAGAAUUUUCUUAAAAAAUGAUGGCAAUGAUCCUUACCAUGUUCUUUAUUGGCAUUAUUGGAGACCUUUGCUGCUGAGUUCUCAUUUUGUUUUUUGUUUUUUUCAAUAAUCGGGGUGUCCAGGGCUUCGUUGUUGAGUUCCUGGCUUUGUUACCAGCCUUUGUUGGCAUUUGGGUUCUGGCUCUUUAUGAGUACAUCAAUAAUAUUCUUUGUGUUAGAUUUUAAUGUUGUCCAAAUGUGGCUUCAAACUUACUA